UAAAUUUUCUCAUUUGAUGUCCUUGUGACGUUGAGUGCUCUUCAGAAGUCAGAGACCGAUCUGUAGUUAUCUUCCUGGAGAUCUGAUUUUCUUCACUGCACUUGUUCUAUUCAGUACUCGAUAUCCCCAUCAGCACCAGGUGUCAAUUUUAUUAGGAAAGAUAUCGGAUCUAACCAUCAAAUGAAGAAAGAUAUGCAGGAUCAGGAAGGGGAUGUGGCUGAUGCAGAAAAAGAAACAUUGACAUCUGUUCAAACGUCUGAAGUUGAUGACUGGAAAAAAUACAAGGAUGAUGAUAUUAUGCAACAGCACUCUGCCAUACAGGCUGAACAAGCUGUAAAAAUUCCAUUUGUUGGUGAUAAGGAACCUUUAUCUUCAUUAGAAGCUGAAUACCAUCUGGGAAAUUCAAUUGUGCUGAAGAAAAUAAAGGUGCUGAGUGAACAAUAUGCUGCCAUUAGAAGAACGCGUGGAGAUGGGAACUGCUUUUUCCGCAGUUUCAUGUUUGGUUACCUUGAGCACAUUCUGGAAUCACAAGAUCACAAUGAAGUUCAUCAUAUUAAAGCUAAUAUUGAGGAAUGCAAGAAGACACUUCAAAGUUUGGGCUAUGCAGAAUUCACCUUUGAAGACUUUUUUGCAUUAUUCCUCGAGCAACUUGAUAGUGUUCUUCAAGGUAGCGAAGAUUCCAUAAGUCAUGAUGAACUCCUGUGCAGAAGUCGUGAUCCGUCAAUUUCGGACUAUGUUGUUAUGUUCUUCAGAUUUGUAACAUCAGGUGAAAUAAGGAAGCGCUCUGAGUUUUUCGAACCAUUUAUACUAGGACUAACAAAUACCUCAGUGGAGCAGUUUUGCAAGUCAGCAGUGGAACCCAUGGGUGAAGAGAGUGAUCAUGUGCAAAUUAUAGCCCUAUCAGAUGCAUUGGGUGUACCAAUCCGUGUUGUAUAUCUUGACCGAAGCUCAUGUGAGAACAACAGCAUCAAUGUAAAUCACCACGACUUUAUUCCUACUAGCGGCAAGGUUGGGAAUAGUGGUGUUUCCAAGACCACAAAUCCAUCUAUCACCUUGUUGUAUCGCCCAGGACAUUAUGACAUUCUGUACCUUAAGUGAUGUUCUUCAGCCAGCACUUCUUAGCUUGUUUCAUUUAGUUUGUGAAAACAAUCUGACAGUGCAAACUUUGCUUAUAGACAUUGACAUGUAUGAUCAAUGGGUAUAGAAACUUGUGUCACCAAAUCCUCUAACCUAUCAAUAAUCUGACUUCAUUGAUCA
Molecule: messenger RNA, 1257 nt
Organism: Solanum dulcamara
Lineage: Eukaryota; Viridiplantae; Streptophyta; Magnoliopsida; Solanales; Solanaceae
Product: OVARIAN TUMOR DOMAIN-containing deubiquitinating enzyme 1
Exons: 9
Coding region: 181-1098 (305 amino acids)
Biological process (GO): protein K48-linked deubiquitination
Cellular component (GO): nucleus
Molecular function (GO): cysteine-type deubiquitinase activity; ubiquitin binding
Source: RefSeq, a predicted model, not a curated record